Molecule: messenger RNA, 2345 nt
Organism: Eurytemora carolleeae
Lineage: Eukaryota; Metazoa; Arthropoda; Copepoda; Calanoida; Temoridae
Gene: Nhe3
Product: sodium/hydrogen exchanger 7
Exons: 12
Coding region: 53-1927 (624 amino acids)
Biological process (GO): proton transmembrane transport; sodium ion transport; regulation of pH
Cellular component (GO): membrane; recycling endosome
Molecular function (GO): sodium:proton antiporter activity
Source: RefSeq, a predicted model, not a curated record
UUUCAUAAUUAAAUUAAUAUUUUUAGAAUUUUAUUCCUUGUAAUAUUUGAGGAUGGUUCUACCUCCUGAUAUAAACUAUGAUGAGAAGAAGCUGUUAGCGCACAAAUUUGAUAGUUUACUCCUCCUUCUCUUUACAUUCCUUCUCACCCUUACAGUUUUAACAAUAUGGCUCUUCAAACACAGGAGAAUUGCUUUUGUUCACGAGACAGGGUUGGCUAUUGUAUACGGGCUAAUCAUGGGUGCAAUCAUUAGGUUUGGAGUACAGGAAGAAAAAGAGACAAUACGUAUGAACGUGGUACCAGAGCACAACCGUCCCAUGGAUCUGAGUAAACAGGGUAUCCCGGAUCAAUUGUAUCUUCUAACAAGACAAGCCAAGGACACGGAUACAGAGUUUGAUAACAGAACCUGGGUCUAUACUUUUAAAGGAGAAGUGAAGGAUGCCAAUGAGAGUGAGAUCGAUGAGAAAGCAAUCUUUGAUCCUGAAAUAUUCCUGAACGUACUUCUUCCUCCGAUCAUCUUCCACGCCGGAUAUUCGAUGAAGAAAAAAUACUUUUUCCGGAAUCUUGGAUCCAUCUUUACAUUUGCCUUCAUCGGUACAACAAUAUCCACGUUUAGUGUUGGCGGGCUCAUGUUCGGGGUGUGUCAGCUGGUUCCACAUCUCAGUAAUGUCACAUUCAUCGACAAUCUUCAGUUUGGAGCUCUCAUUUCAUCCACAGAUCCGGUCACAGUUCUCGCCAUUUUCAGUGAUUUGAACGUUGACGUGAAUCUGCAUGCACUUGUGUUCGGUGAGAGUGUGUUGAACGAUGCUGUGGCGAUUGUCUUCUCAGAAACUCUCAAGGACUAUGAGGAGAACGUGGCGGAGUGUGGUCCCGAUGAGAACUGUUCCUACACAGCUCUCCAGGUCUUCAAGGCUAUCGUUGAUUUCUUCGGUAUAUUCGGAGCUUCCUUCCUGGUCGGCACCAUCAUGGGAUCCCUCACUGCGCUCAUCACUAAAUUCACGCACAUCAAGUCCUUUUCUGUUUUUGAUACACCUCUUUUUUUUUCAACCUUUCUCCUGGCCGAGGUAUUCGAGUUGACCGGUAUAGUUGCUGUUCUCUUCUGUGGAGUCUGUCAGGCCCAUUAUACGUACAACAAUCUGUCUCAAGAGUCUCAGAUUACAACCAAAGGAUUCUUCGAUAUUAUCAACUUUAUGGCAGAGAACUUCAUUUUUUCAUACAUAGGGGUUGCUAUGUUUACGUUUCCAAAGCACAGGUUCGACGCGACCUACAUUGCCGGAGCAUUCAUCGCAAUGCUUAUUGGUCGUGUUCUCAACGUGUACCCGCUCUCAGGCCUUCUAAAUAUAGGACGGAAAAACAAAAUUUCUGGAAAAGUUCAGCAUAUGAUGGUGUUCUCUGGACUCCGCGGUGCCAUUGCAUUUGCGCUUGCCAUUCGAAAUACACUGACUGAGUCUCGUCAGCUUAUCCUCUCCACAACUCUUAUCAUUGUCAUCGUUACGGUCAUAUUCAACGGAGGAAUGACGAUAUCCGUCCUGUCCUGGCUCAAAAUUCCAACAGGUGUUGAGGAGGAUGAGAGGGAUGGAUUAUCAGGAUCCAACCCUAACAGCUACCAGAGCGUGGAAGGAGCUGAAACCAAUCAACCUCCCAGGAUCAAACCAGACAAAUCCUGGGUUGCGAAGAAGUGGAGCGGGAUGGAUCGAAGAUUUUUUAAACCUCUCCUGACACACAGUCAUCCCACUCUCCUAGAUACACUGCCAACUAGAUGCCUGGGGUUGGGACGUAUCCUCACUAGCUCCGAGCAGUUGAUGCAUCAUCCUAUGAUGAAGAAGGUUGAAACUGCUGAUACAGAAACACUUCAUUUAGCUGACAGUUCACAGGAUGGAGAUGAAUCAGGAUUUUUGCCAGCAUCACCAGAUAAUUUAAAGUCCUAAACGACUUUCCGUAUUUUUUCAGAAAUCCAGGAUUUAGCUUAAACAUGCUGAUUUUAUUUUGAUCUGAUGCUAGAUCUUAUUUUAUUUGUAUAAUGAAUUUUAUCCCUUUUAAAAGUUUAACCCCUGCUCGUUUUGUCCGAGAAUUAACUUAAAGAACGAAGGCUUGUGAUUUCUAGUAUUCUAAGUUAGAUAAUACAGUGCUAGUUUAAUAUCUUUUAAAGAAAGGCAAGGCAUGGGGUUAUUAGACAUUGUAAUAUUAUUGAAUGCUAAAUUUGUCUUUCCCCUCACACCUCAUUAUGAAUUUUUUCGACCCGGCUAAAGUAUGAGCGCGUUCUAUGUAAAUGUACAUACAGGGUGUCCCACGAAACAUGACAAUAGCAAGACGACUUGAAAGUCGUCUUUGAUAUUUGAAUUUAUU